CCCUUGUGCCCAGCAUCCUGCCUUCAAGCAUCUGUUUCUGUAUUCUAUUGUCGCUCAUUCUGUAUACAUGUCCAAGCCAGCUGAUUCUCCUGGAUUUGACAAAAUGUAAAAUAUUGGCUCCUUGUAAAAUUCUGUCAAUUUCUUCAUUGGAUCUUAUUUUUAAUUCUCCGUCGUGAAAUACAGGCCCAUAUAUUUUUCUAACAAUUCUCCUUUCAAAUAUUUUGAGGGCAUUGGCGUUAACGACGGAGAGUGUCCAUGCUUCUGAUCCAUGGGUCUGAUGAUGGUUUUAUAGAGCUUUAUUUUAGUUGUUCUUGUCACCAGUUUUGAUUUUAAAAACUUGGCAUUUGCGUAGUAGGUCCGAUAUCCUUGGUUUAUCCUACUCUUUAUCUCUUGACUGAGGUCGUUAUUGAUGUUAAAGUCUGUGCAAAGGUAUGUGAAAUUAUUCACAGAUUCGAAAGUGUAAUUUCAAAUCUUUGCAUCUUCUGGCUACAGCGGCAGUCAUCUUUAAAUACUUGGUUUUGUUAUCAUUGACCAUAAGACCUAUAUCGCGUCCUGCUUUUUCCAAAGUCGAGAAUACAUCUUUCAGUGUAUUUAUGUUCCGGGCAACCUAUCGUCAGCGUAGGCAUGGACCUGUCUGGACUUAUAUAUUAUGUUUCCCUUAGGAUCUAUUUCGUGUACCACCUUGUGUAGGGCAAGAUUGAACAGCAAUGCUGACAGUGCAUUUUUUUGCACAAUUUCUACACCAAAAAUAUAUUAAUCUUGAAAUUACAAUUGGACAGUAGAUGCUCUGGAAUCUAUGGCACGAGGGUUCAAUUCCCUCGCAAUUCAGUUUGCAUUAUUAAGAAAAAAAAGCCAUUAUGAUGAUUUGUUUUAUUGUUUUUGUCGUCACAAUAAAGAAAGACAGCUGUAGCCAUGUUAUUGUGGCGUCAUUGGCCUGAUGGGAGGAGAAGCGUUCGCCGCUGAGGUGUGCACGCGUGGAGCGUGGGAGGGGUCAGUCAGCCAGCCAUCCCAGAGCUGAGCAGAGACAGAGAGACAAUAGGCUCGCGUCCAACAACGCGCGGACUUGUCUUAUAUCUGGGCAAUUUAUUUUUGGCACAGAGUCUCGUGGGCGUGAGAAGGAGGACACCUUCCGAGACGGAGAGCGGUGGCGGCGCGGUGAUGUGGUGGUGACUCGUGGUGCACGACUUCCACCAUGACGGUGAGCUAUCAGUAUGAGGUGGCCUCGUCAACGAGCGGCGGCUUCACGCGGCUGCUGUUCAUGUGGCGCGGGUCGCUCUACAAGCUCAUCUACCGCGAACUGCUGCUAUUCCUCGUCGCCUUCGGCUGCCUCAGUGCGCUCUACAGAAAUGUCUUUACCAAGGAGCAGAAGAAGCUGUUCGAGAAAGUCGUGAUUUACUGUGAUAUGUUUAUAAGCCUCAUUCCACUUUCAUUCGUGCUUGGUUUCUAUGUUGCCUAUGUGGCGGCAAGGUGGUGGCAGCAGUAUGUAGCCAUUCCAUGGCCUGACAAGUAUGUAGUCUGGCGAUGCACUCUUUGGCGCUGUACAUCCACGGCAACGACGAACACGGACGCAUGCUUCGACGCACACUCAUCCGCUACCUCAACCUCACACUCAUCCUCGUGCUGCGAUCCAUCAGCUCGGCAGUCAAGCGCCGCUUCCCCACCAUGGACCACCUUGUGCAAGCUGGUUUCAUAACGGCAGUUGAGCUUCAAUUAUUUCAGUCGGUCCCAAGUAAAGAAUUCAAUACUUAUUGGAUUCCUUGCUCGUGGUUCAUAUGCCUCCUGAAGCAAGCCAGAAAGACCAACCGCAUCACUGAUCCUCAGGGGCUCAAGUUGAUUGUUGAGGAAUUCAACGAGUUUCGAUCAAAAUGUGGUCUUCUUUGGAGUUUUGACUGGAUAAGCAUUCCGUUAGUCUAUACCCAGGUUGUGACAUUAGCUACUUACUCAUUCUUCUUAGCAGCACUAGUAGGCAGACAGUAUGUAGAAAAUGCCGAUAACUCAGUUAAUAUAAGUAAAAAACUACAAAUGGAAAUCGACAGGUACAUACCAGUCUUCACGAUUCUUCAGUUUUUCUUCUUCAUGGGCCUACUUAAGGUAGCUGAGCAGCUGAUAAAUCCUUUUGGUGACGAUGACGAAGAUUUCGAAUUGAAUUGGUUAAUUGAUAGACAUACGAAGGUGUCAUAUUUGGGAGUGGACACCCUGAUGACCCGUUGUCCUCCUCUUGUCAAAGAUAAAUAUUUCGAUGAUGUUGAUGUUUCUCUUCCAUACACGGGAGCAGCAUUCGCAUACAAAAAGAAAACUUAUCGUGGAUCUGUACAUGACAUGCAGGUACCAGAGGAACAACAGUCAAUGUUUCUCCCAGAAAUAAUAGAAGAAGAUGAGGAGGAAGAAGGUAGUACUAGACAGUGUUCUCCAAAAACAUCAUUCAGCAGUAUUCAUGAGACAAAGAGAGGGAAGAACGGAAGCAGCAGUCAAACCGCUGAAGGUAUCUGGCGGAUCGAUUCACUCAAGCUUCUUCAUGAAACUCCUUCUAUGGAAGAGAAUGUGGAGCAAUGUUUGGAGAUGGUGAUAGGACACGAAGGUGAACUGCCUGAGGAGUGCUCGGUACAGAAUCAGUCAGAUCUAUUCGCGUGGCCAUCGAACUCCACUCUUGAAAGCUUCUCUUCAACAGUGGGAUUUCAGGCGAAUGAAAUGAACGAGUUUGUGAACUGUAUGGAACAGCAACAGCCACCGGGAGCUGAGGCAACGAGGAGAGUGCAACGGUCUGUAUCGUCGGUGUUGGCCAAGCCGGCGGCACAUGGCAAUAACAGUGCCGAGUUUGUACAGCGAAGUGCUAGCAAAGAGACGUUGAACGAGUCGGCGCGCAAAACGUGGCAGAAGAUUCUGGCGCGUCGUCAGAGCAGUAGUUCCGGGCACAAGGGGGUCCGUUGGAAGCCAGUGCUGCAUUCAUCGGCCUCGGACUCAUGGAACGCGCUGAGGCAGCAGCAGAUGCGACCGAUAUGUGUUCAAUGUCUCAGCUCCGGCAACAAAGCUGCCGCCCCCACUCCCGCCGCCUCCACACCCGUCCUGGUCCAGGCCGCUCUGCAUCACCACGUGGUCGAUGAAACACACACCCUGCUUGGCCGGAGGCGGCCACCCGUGCUGGCCGCCAGUCUGCCCAACAUCUCUGUUCCUUUCCUCACAAACUUGUCAAUUCCAAACCAUAGCAAUUCUCUAAGAACAAUUCCGCCGAACAAGGAUCAACCCAACGACGCCCAAACUAGUAGUAGCAAUACCAAAUGUGGUGAUGAUGAUAAUAAAAAUUGUACAAGCUAAUACACAGUUGUUGGCAACCAACAUUAUAAAUCAUGAUAUCACAUCUCAGCGAAGAAAAAGACAUGAAAACUUAUUAUACCAUAUAAGACGCUGCUCCCACUUAUUGUGUGAUACGAUACACGCAAUGAGACAUGGUAACUUGAUUUUCAACAAUAUGCUGAGCACUAGAUUAGUUGCUUUCGAAAAUGUUGCAUUGCUAUGGAUGAUCUGUGUCGAAUCUAAGAGCCUGUUCACAUGACAGCGAUUUACGCUCGGUUGUCGCGUGAUUGACCAACCGAGCGGUUGCCAGAUAUAGGGUUACACAUGGUACCGUACACAUGCAUCGCUCGGUUUUAGUAGUCGCCGGCGAAUCGCGGCGGUUGUAAUCUCAGACUUGACCGAGGGCAAAUCGCUCAUGAAUCACUGUCAUGUGUACGAGACUGACAAAUCGAGCGAUUUGUCAAACGCGCGACAACCGAGCGUAAGUCGCUGUCAUGUGAACAAGCUCUAAAUAGGGUUGCUCAUCGUAUAGUAUGUUGUGACGUGCAUUGUAUCGCACCAAGGUCUAUGGAUAAUAAAUGUCAUGACACUCGUGUUCCUUAUGGAGCGGCCAUUAUGUGGGGUCUUUAUGGCGGUAAAUUUGAAAUAUUCCAAUCUGCUCAUAACAAAAUCAUGCAUUAUGCUUUUUAAAAACAAUAUUCUGGUUCAGAUAAUAUGUAAAUUCAGGUUUUCGAUUUUUUAAUAAUGGAAUUUCAAUUAUAAAUGGUUCGAUAAUUCAUUUUUUUAUUAUUAAAAAUUGUUCUUAUUCUUGUAACUUGUUAUGAUUUAUAAGGCAUUGGGACAAAAGGCAAACCUCAAAAAGAGUUUUAAGUUCCCAAUCUAAAAAUCAACAAUUCAGUUCCUAGUUGGAAUCUAAAUAUUAUAUUAUUCUGUGGGAAGAAUUUAUUCUACAAUUCAAAGCCAAGCAAUAAUCCUUGAACAAUAUAACUAAAUAACACAUCAUGUUGUUCAAUCUAUAAUUAUAACAGCUGAUAAAUUUGAAAAUUGGUGAAGAGAUUGGAAUAUUUCAAAUGUACCGCCAUAAAGACACCACAUAAUGUCGAUUUUGCAAUGCAUCACGGGACUGUGUCAUGACCUGUAUUUAUAGACCUUGUAUCGCACUUAUGGGAACUAAGCCUAAAUAAGCAUAUAAGUUACCUCAUAUUAUUGAAUUGAGAAAAUGGGGUAGAUUAUAAUCGCAAACUAGCCAGCAGGUCAGUUUUCCUCCCUUAUAUUGUAUACCGGUACUCUAAACAGUACUCACAAAAGAAUUAACAUUAUUAUCUAAUUUUGAAGGAGUAGGUAAUAAAUUUCUUUAAUAAAUAAGAUAUUAGUGAAUAUAUAUUAUGGUAUUCUGUUCAUUCAAUAUAGAAUGAAUAUAAUUAUAAGUAUAUACCCUAGUGAUUCAGGACAGUUCGACUGAUAUAUUAUAUUAAUUCAACACUUUCUAUGCCUAGAGAGGAUGUUCUUUGAAAUUUAUGUGAAUAAUAGUAUAAGUAUAAGGUUGAAAAAUAGUAUUAGGUUUUAAAUAAUAAUAAACCUGGUAGUUUAUUUUAUUCAGAUUAUUCAACUGCACAUCUCCACAGCACACAACACAUUACCGGUACCCUAACUAUAAGGCCUACAUCUUUUAGUUUAUAAGUAUUAUUAUAGAAAUAUAUUUUAGCACAGUAGGCUACACUUUUUGAUACUUCAUGGAAUAUGUUAUAUAGUCUAUAAUAUGCUCAUUAAUUGAACCCUAAAAAUAGUAUGAAAGAGAGUGUCAAGGUGUAUAUUUUUUAUCCUUUCCCAAAUCUUAUGAAGAUCUUGUAGGACAGACCCAAAAAUCCAUGAAUUUUUUGGGGUAUUUCUGCCAAGUAAAAUAACCUCAUUGGGAGUGUUCGAAUUCAGAAAAAAUUGUCUAUUUGACUUGCAAAACUCAUUUUAUGGAAAUAUUUUUAUACUCGUACUUAUAAUGACCUGGAGACCGACAUAAUAUUAAUAAUUAACUGGAUUAAAGCUGUGUGCCACAGGACAACAGAACGAUGAUUAAGUUCUCAUCUUUAUAUUGAAGAUUUAGUACAGGUAAUGUUGUUUUCUGUGUAAAAACUAAAAAUAGAGCAUUUGAAAAUAAAUACAGUAUAGUCAAUAUACAGUGUAGGAUUAGGAUAGUAAAGAAUACCUACUGUAAAUUGUAAAUAGUGUAUAUUAGUUAUUAAGAUGUCACAAUUUAUUAUAAUAUGUGUAAAAAUAUUAAAACUUUCAAAUCGUGAAAAAUUAUGGAAUGAUAAAUUUUCAAUGCGUUUGAGACAUUAUGAAACUGCAUGAGAUGAUUAAUAAAUGGUUUGAUUUUUUGUUCA
Messenger RNA from Nilaparvata lugens (brown planthopper), 5669 nucleotides. Its product is annotated as bestrophin-2. The record is from RefSeq and is a predicted model, not a curated record. The transcript is spliced from 10 exons. Gene Ontology annotation, molecular function: chloride channel activity. The coding region runs from base 1522 to 3312 and encodes 596 amino acids. NCBI's taxonomy places the organism in Eukaryota, Metazoa, Arthropoda, Insecta, Hemiptera, Delphacidae.